This is a messenger RNA of Mytilinidion resinicola, 1413 nucleotides long. RefSeq lists its product as uncharacterized. The transcript is spliced from 5 exons. NCBI's taxonomy places the organism in Eukaryota, Fungi, Ascomycota, Dothideomycetes, Mytilinidiales, Mytilinidiaceae. The coding region runs from base 379 to 1338 and encodes 319 amino acids. The record is from RefSeq and is a predicted model, not a curated record.
AAGGUUACGUUCAGCCUGAACUUGGACAUUCAUCCUUGACCCUGAGUGUGUCGGUAAACACGUACGGUACCUUUUCUAGGAUGAUCCCGACGCCAAUAUAUCUUAUGAGGUACAACAUCACGCGAACUCGGGCCCCUGUGCCACUCUCUAUUCUGCAUUACGUUUUGUGCUACCGUGCCACUACAUUGAACUCUGCGCACUGUGGUGGAGUGAGCAGAACGCAAUGGGUGAUAUAUGUUUUCUGCGUUCGAAGACGCUCUUUGAGCUUUUAUCAUCGACAACGAAGGCAAAGGCCAUCAUCCACUCGCUCGAAUUUUUUUCCAUCCACGGUCAAAGGCUUUAAAGCAUUUUACAAGCGAGCUCAUCGCCAGACCCAGGAUGCGCUUUUAUAGUUCCUUCCACUCGAUCCUCAUUCUAUCAAGAUUCAAUUUCGCUAUCUCCACAGUCCCGAAAGUAUACCUGAACAACACCGUCGAACAUGGAGUGAACACGGAGUGCAAGACGUGCCCAUACGUGCUUUGUCCCAACAAAUUGUACUAUGACUCCGACGUGAACGUGACGUUGACAUGCUUCACCACAGGAACGGAAAUCUCUGGAGACUCUAUAUGGUUAGGUACGAGUGAUGGAUGCUACGUCACGCAAUACGAUCUGGUUCUGUAUAAUGGUAGCUACAGCACUACUCUCGCCCCGUGCAGUCCCUCGCCCAUCAAAGAAAACAUCACCACCCAAUCCGCCACCAUCAAGUACGACACCGAAUGCAACAUCACACCCUCCACGAGCGUCGACACGGUACACUACCUCAAACCAAACACCGACAUCACCGUAACAUGCUGGACCAACGACUCCACCAGCACUGUGAUUAAUGACCCAAUGUGGCUCAAAACAACCCAAAACUGCUACGUCGCCCAAAUCGGCCUAGCCCACCCGGCCAACACCUCUGCCCUCGACUUCUGCGGCCCGAUCCCCUUCCUCGAGCUCAUCAACGCCGCGAAUCGUAGUGGAAGUGACUCCCCUGACAGCCCUACAGACCCCGAAGACACCGAUAAGCCCGCGGAGAUCCCCCACCUACUAAUCCGCAGCGCAAACUACCUCAUUAACGUGACCGUCUGUGAGGACUACGCCUAUUGCCGUAGCUGUCCGCACCUGAACUGCACGGUGGAACGGGCGUAUGAGUUCGGAACGCAGAUUUGGCUGCAGUGUUUAGUAGCGUCGACGGCACCGAAUGAGACGUUUUGGAGCGAGACGACGGAUUGGUGCUUCGUGAGGAGCGAGGAUUUGUGGGAGAGUCCGGAGGGGGAUUAUUAUAAGUUCCCGCUCUGCAGCGAUUUUGAGAAGUAGGUGAGGUGUGGCGGAGUUUGAAGGAAUGGGUAUUGGGAUGAGGGUGAGGUUGAAUUGGGCAAUGGGCUAAGGGAA